This is a messenger RNA of Asparagus officinalis (garden asparagus), 1944 nucleotides long. Its product is annotated as long chain base biosynthesis protein 1b. The record is from RefSeq and is a predicted model, not a curated record. The coding region runs from base 353 to 1804 and encodes 483 amino acids. Gene Ontology annotation, molecular function: pyridoxal phosphate binding; serine C-palmitoyltransferase activity. NCBI's taxonomy places the organism in Eukaryota, Viridiplantae, Streptophyta, Magnoliopsida, Asparagales, Asparagaceae. The transcript has 12 exons. Gene Ontology annotation, cellular component: endoplasmic reticulum. Gene Ontology annotation, biological process: sphingosine biosynthetic process; ceramide biosynthetic process.
CCCCUCUCCCCCCUCAUUAACCACCUCCGACUUCCCCGUAUCCCCGUCCCAACUUCAGGGGCAUUUUCGUCUUUUCUCAUGAGCUCACACUGUUUGACUUCUCGUUUCACCUUCUCGCUCCCCAAAAUUGACCCACCCUCUCGUUUUUCUCUUCCAUCGAUUGAGAUUUGAAUCUAUCUUCCUCUUUCUUUGAUAUUGAAAUUUAUAUAUAGAGACUUCACUCCCCCCCUUUCUCCAAUCGAUUCGAUCUGACCCAUCGAAGGAAUUUAGGGUUUCCCCCGCUUUUUUCAAUUCCAAUUCCGACCCAGGUGUCGAAAAUAAGAAAAAGGGGUGUCUUUGGGCGCGACAUUCGAUGGAUUCCGGCGUUAUGAACAUGACCGCAGCUGGGUUGGAUUGGGUGUCGGCGAAAAUCAAUGCUCCGAUGGCGCGUGCAGUCGUUUUUGGGGUUCAUAUUGAUGGGCAUUUGGUUGUUGAAGUGCUUCUGAUUGUUGUUAUAUUGUUCCAACUCUCGAGGAAGAGUUACAAGCCCCCGAAGAAGCCAUUGACUGAGAAGGAAAUAGAUGAUCUUUGUGAUGAGUGGGUACCAGAACCUCUUCAUCCCCCUAUCACAGAAGAGAUGGAGGCAGAUCCUCCAAUUUUGGAAAGUGCUGCAGGGCCUCAUACCAUAAUUGAUGGGAAAGAAGUUGUGAAUUUUGCAUCAGGAAAUUAUCUUGGAUUGCUAGGGAAUGAAAAAAUAAAUGAUUCAUGCAUUGCUUCAUUGGAGAAAUACGGUGUUGGAUCUUGUGGUCCUCGGGGUUUCUAUGGGACUAUUGAUGUCCACCUUGAUUGUGAAUCCAGAAUUUCGAAGUUUAUAGGUACCCCAGAUGCUGUCCUCUACUCUUAUGGCAUCUCGACAAUUUUCAGUGUGAUUCCAGCUUUUGCGAAGAAGGGAGAUAUCAUUGUUGCAGAUGAGGGUGUUAGCUGGGCAGUGCAAAAUGGGCUACAUCUUUCUAGAAGCACUGUUGUUUACUUCAAGCACAAUGACAUGGCCUCACUUGCAAACACCCUAGAGAAGGUUACUAGAGGGAACAAGAGAGCAGAAAAGAUGCGACGCUACCUUGUUAUUGAAGGAAUAUACCAGAAUUCGGGUAAAGUAGCCCCAUUAGAUGAGAUUGUCAGAUUAAAAGAGAAAUACCGUUUUCGUGUUAUUUUGGACGAGAGCAAUUCCUUUGGUGUACUUGGAAAUUCUGGACGUGGUCUUGCCGAACACUAUGGGGUGCCGAUUGAGAAGAUUGAUAUAAUAACUGCUGGUAUGGGAAAUGCACUGGCCACUGACGGAGGAUUUUGCACAGGAGGUGUCAGGGUCGUCGACCACCAACGGCUCAGUAGUUCUGGCUAUGUAUUUUCUGCAUCUUUACCCCCUUAUCUUGCUACUGCUGCAAUUGCUGCAGUUGAUCGCUUGGAGGAAAAUCCUUCUAUACUUGCAUCAUUGAGAAACAAUAUUGCCUUGUUACGGAAAGGUUUAUCAGAUGUACCAGGAUUGACUCUGACAAGCGAUCCUCAAUCACCCAUUGUGCUCCUACAACUGAAGAAACCAACAGGAUCCCACGAGAGCGACCUAAAACUCCUUGAGAAAAUUGUUGAUAGGGUCUUAAAUGAAGAUUCAGUUUUCCUUGUGUCCACAAAGAGAUCAAAGCUAGACAAAUGCCGACUUCCAGUAGGCAUCAAGAUGUUUGUUUCUGCGGGUCAUUCUGAAUCUGAUCUGAUGAAAGCAUCAGAAUCAUUGAAGAGAGUCGCCGCAUCUGUUCUUUCUGAGGUUGCUUGAGAUUCUACUGUAGCAUGUUCAUGAAAUUCAACUAUAAGAUUAUUUUCUUUCUGUUUGCUCUUGUAUACCCUCGUACCAUUUGAUAGAAAAACUGAGAUUCUACUGUAGCUAUAAAAAAUGUAUUUUGCUCUUCAAUUUUA